AUGAGCUCCUACGUAGCCAAUUCAUUCUAUAAGCAGAGCCCCAAUAUCCCUGCCUAUAACAUGCAAACUUGUGGGAACUAUGGAUCGGCCUCAGAGGUGCAGGCAUCCAGGUACUGCUACGGCGGAUUGGACUUAAGCAUCACUUUCCCACCGCCUGCGCCUUCCAACUCUCUCCACGGGGUAGACAUGGCUGCCAACCCCCGGGCUCACCCCGACCGCCCCGCCUGCAGCGCCGCGGCCGCUCCAGGACACGCUCUGGGCAGAGACGAAGCGGCUCCUCUGAACCCCGGGAUGUACAGUCAGAAGGCGGCUCGCCCAGCGCCGGAGGAGCGAGCUAAGAGCAGUGGGGAGAUCAAAGAGGAGCAGGCGCAGACAGGGCAGCCCGCCGGACUGAGCCAGCCACCGGCCCCGCCACAGAUUUACCCGUGGAUGACCAAACUGCACAUGAGCCACGAGACAGACGGCAAGCGGUCCCGCACCAGUUACACGCGCUACCAGACUUUGGAACUGGAAAAAGAAUUCCACUUUAACCGCUACCUCACUCGCCGCAGGCGCAUAGAGAUCGCCAACAACUUGUGUCUCAACGAGAGACAGAUCAAGAUCUGGUUCCAGAACCGCAGGAUGAAGUGGAAGAAAGAUUCCAAAAUGAAAAGCAAAGAGGCUCUUUAGGAGGCGGCGAAGAGGCCCGCCCGGAGCGCCCUGGCUGCUCCCACUCCCCUCGCCUUUCCUUUCCGGUUCUCCUCUCUGUAUUUUAGGGCAAGGGCGGUGGCCGGGGACCCGCUCCGGGCCUCAGAGACAAAAGCGUUUUCCCCGGCACCCGCAUCUCCACCGACCCCAGGUUCCCGUGGGCUGACCACGCUGUGCUGGCUCCCCUUAGUUCUGCUGGGCUCCGGGCUGCCCCAGGGCUAGCUCCGCAGGGUUCCCAGGGCUAUGGCUUCCUGGCGCUGCCCAGGCUGGCGCCGACCCCACCGGACAGGCCUGGGCCGCCUCUCAGCCUUCCAGCCCCAGCUGGACCCACCCCCGUUAAGGUGGGCCGUGUGGUUGCUGCAGGCCGGGCGCCCCGACCCUCCAACCUCGCUCUCUCCUUUGUUCCCGGUUUCGGCUGGCCAGGCCGCUUCGAUCUGGCGAGAGAGUGGUUGUGCCUGGGGGAGUCUGGCGCCAGAUUCGGGGUGCUUCGUUGUAGUGACUACACUCAAGUUUUUCAUUUUUUAAUGAUUUGCAUAAUAAAGGAGGGAGCCGAUUGAAGUCUGCCUCUGGCCCCUUGGGUUGUCCUAUGCUCUCUAAACCUUCCUCCGACCCCCAAACCCGGGAACCUCUCCAGCCUGCGCCCUCUGCAUGCCUUCAGGCCCCCAGCCUCAGACCACUAGCGAGCUCAACUAUUGAGGCUCCCUGCCACAGGACCCCAGCAGCGGUCCUAGGGGCUCCUGGCUGCUAGUAUCCUUGCCGCCACUUUCUGUGCCCGCCUGCCCCAUCGCUGUUGUACAACUAUUUAUUGACGCCGGGUCUUUCCUGAAACUAUAUUUUGUCAUAGCAAAUAAAGACAAAGAGAGAACAGGA
This is a messenger RNA of Myotis davidii, 1557 nucleotides long. RefSeq names its product homeobox C5 (gene HOXC5). Gene Ontology annotation, biological process: anterior/posterior pattern specification; regulation of transcription by RNA polymerase II; embryonic skeletal system morphogenesis. The coding region runs from base 1 to 669 and encodes 222 amino acids. The transcript is spliced from 2 exons. NCBI's taxonomy places the organism in Eukaryota, Metazoa, Chordata, Mammalia, Chiroptera, Vespertilionidae. The record is from RefSeq and is a predicted model, not a curated record. Gene Ontology annotation, cellular component: nucleus. Gene Ontology annotation, molecular function: RNA polymerase II cis-regulatory region sequence-specific DNA binding; DNA-binding transcription factor activity, RNA polymerase II-specific.